This is a messenger RNA of Epinephelus moara (kelp grouper), 4334 nucleotides long. RefSeq names its product kinesin-like protein KIF20A. Gene Ontology annotation, biological process: microtubule-based movement; mitotic spindle assembly. The transcript has 32 exons. The record is from RefSeq and is a predicted model, not a curated record. The coding region runs from base 113 to 4153 and encodes 1346 amino acids. Gene Ontology annotation, molecular function: ATP binding; microtubule binding; plus-end-directed microtubule motor activity. Gene Ontology annotation, cellular component: nucleus; spindle microtubule. Lineage: Eukaryota; Metazoa; Chordata; Actinopteri; Perciformes; Serranidae.
UUAAAAACUAGACCGCGCAGACUAGAGAAACAGCCAAAGCAAACGUUACUGAAUGUCUAUCGAUGUUUCCUGUUUUAAAUACUCAGUCUGGUGAAUAAAACACGUCAGCAAAAUGAUGGAGUCAUGUUUAGGUGGGAAGCCCGAGAGAGUCGGGCCGGUGGUGGUGGAUGACAUCAAGAGAGAUCUGCUCGGCGAAUUCGCAGCUCUACCUGCACAGGAAAGUGUUCAGUCGGAGAACCUGCAGGUGUACCUGAGGGUUCGACCUUUCACUGCAGCCGAGAGCGACAAUGGGUCACAGGAGUGUGUGACCAUCGAGGGACCGGACACUGUGGUCCUGAAGGCUCCCAGGAGCUGUCAGUCAAACCGACAGAGUGAGAAGUCCCUCCCACAGACAGCACAGAGGUUCACCUUCACACAGGUGUUUGAUCCGGAGGCCAGUCAGAAGAAGGUGUUUGAUGGUUCAGUUCGCAGUUUGGUCCGAGACGUUCUGGAAGGAGGAAACUGUCUGGUGUUCACGUAUGGAGUCACCAACGCUGGAAAAACCUUCACAUUCCUGGGUCCAGACCAUGACUCAGGUCUGCUGCCCAGGUCUCUGUCAGUGAUCUUUAACAGUGUUGAAGGUCAUCUGUACGGUCGGGCCGAUCUGAAGCCUCAGCGCUGCAGAGACUUCAGCAGACUGACUCCAGACCAGCAGGCAGCCGAGUCCAGCAGCAAGAGGAACCUGCUGAGGCUGUUUAAAGAGAGUGACAGAAGUCAGACGUCAGGAAGAUCAACGUUUCUUGACGGCUCGUCUCUCAGCACUGACAGCAGCGUGAACAGCGUCUCCGAGGCUGACAGUUUCUGUCUGGACGUCGACUCAAACAUCCGUUUCUCCGUCUGGGUUUCAUUUUGUGAGAUUUACAAUGACAACAUCCACGACCUGCUGGAACAGGUUUCCAGUGGACACCAAAAGAGGACGGUGCUGCGUCUGUCUCAGGAUGUCAAAGGAAACUCCUUCAUCAAAGACCUGCGGUGGGUCCAGGUGAACAGUUCGGAGGAGGCCUACAAAGUGAUGAAGAUCGGAAAGAAGAACCAGAGUUUCUCCUCCACUAGACUGAACCAGCUGUCCAGCAGAAGUCACAGCAUCUUCUCCAUCAGGAUCCUCCGAGUGGAUGAUGUUGGAGUUCCCAGAGUCCUCGGCAUAAGCGAGCUGUCUCUGUGUGACCUGGCCGGCUCUGAGCGCUGCUCUCGGACUCACAACACCGGAGAGCGUCUGAAGGAAGCAGGAAACAUCAACAGCUCUCUGCUGACACUCGGGAAGUGCAUCAACGCCAUGAGACUCAACCAGCACGCCAAGUUUCAGCACCACAUUCCCUUCAGGGAGUCCAAACUCACACACUUCCUGCAGUUUUUCUUCUGUGGUGCCGGACGGGUUACGAUGGUUGUUAACAUCAAUCAGAACUCUGCCUGCUUUGAUGAGACGCUCAACGUCCUCAAAUUCUCUGCCCUCGCCCAGAAGGUGGUGGUAUUAAACUCCAGACCGGCGGUGCUGGACGACGCCCCCCACAGGUCGGCCAUGGAGCUGUCAAUGAUCAUUGAUGAGGCAGACCGGCGCAGAAAUGUAUCAGGGCGGGGCAGGAAGAGCUCGCUGGUUGCCUGGGAGACGACCCUGGAGGACGUGCUGGAGGAUGAGGGUGGUGAGGAGUGGGGGGAGGAGGAUGAAGACGAGGAGGAGGAGAUGGAGGAGAGUGGGAUGGAGGGAACAGUGCUGGAGGCAGGAGGUGAGGAAGACGAGGAGGAAGGGGACAGGACCAUGGAGGUAGAAGAGAAGUCAGACAGAGAGGCGGCGCUGCGUUUGGUUUUGGAGGCUCAGAUCAGAGAAGAAGUCAGCGCUGAGUUCAUGGAUCUCUUCAACAAAAUGGAGAAAGACUACAGUGACCGCCUGGAGAAGGAGAGGGAGAUCCUGGAGGAGCGAGCUGAGAAGAGAGUGGAGAUCCUGAAGAACCUCGUCAGUAAGACUGUCGAUCUGUCGACCGUUUACACCGACAGCAGCAAGGAGGAGCAGUUGGAGGGACUCAUCAGCUCAGUGACUGAAGACCUGGAGAAGAUUAAAGAGGACGCCCAGAGUGUUCACCGCUGUCUGACUGAGCAAGCACACACUGCAGAGCUGGAAGCGUUGCGAUUGGAGAAACAGCAGUCACAUGACCAACUGCAGGAAGCCAGGGAGAGUCUGGAGCAGCAGCAGCACAAGUUGUCGGAGCUGAUGGAGAUCUGUCAGCAGAAAGAUGACAUCAUCAAUAAACUCCAGGCAGCCAUGGACGCCACUGUGGAGAACGCCACCAGAGAUAGGGAGCUGGUGGAGUCGAUCAGGUCGGAGCUGUUGGAGCUUCAGCAGACCUGCAGCUGUCUGAGGAGGACAGGAGGAGCGGAGGAGAGCAGGAAACGUCAGCGUGAAGCUCUGGAGGACGAGGAGGAGAGAGAACCAGCAAAGAAAAGAGGCUCUCCAGUUCUGGAGGAGGAGAUCUGGAGGUUGCAGGAGGAAAACGACAAGAAAGAGGAAACAAUCUUGGAGCUGAGAGAGAGGGAGGGGAGGAGGAAGGGUCUGGAGGAGGAGCUGAGGAGACGGGAGGAGGAGGUGGAGGAGCUGAAGAAGGAGCAGGCUGUGCUGGAGCAGAAGGUGCAGGAGCUGACAGAUCUGGACGAGUGUCCAAACUGUGACUCUGUGUUUUCGUCUCUGGAGUCGGAGCAGAGGGAAACAUCCCGACUGAUGAAGGAGAACAAAGCUCUGGUUAACGGCAUCUUCCAGCUCCAGACAGAGGUGACUGAUCUCCAGAUGAAGCUCAAAGAGCAGACUGACAUUUCUGACAGCCUAUCAGAGCAGCUCAGCAGUGCAAAGACCCGCCUCCAGGACCUGGAGAGCCAAUCAGAGGAUAAGGCCCACACCAUCCACAGUCUGACACAGGAAGUGGAGCAUCUGAGACAGGAAGUCAAGGAGGAGGAGCAACGGAGCAGUAGCAGCAGUAGUGUUUUCCACACCGCCAUGGAGGAGCUGAAGAAGGAGAGCCAGGCAGCGCUGGAGAGAUCGGCUCAGAAAUCCCAACAGAUCCAAGAUCUGCAGAGAGAGAAGAACCAGCUGGAGGAAGCUAUGAUGCACAGUGAGAGCAGGUGUAUUGAGCUCAGCGAGGAGUUAGCCAAUCAGAAAGCAGCUUUCACCUGUCAGCUCCAGAGCCUGAGGGCGGAGCUUGAGUCUGAGAGCGGAGCUCUACGAGGGAGACUGGAGGAGAUGGAGAAAUCAGAGGAGGAGAGGAGGAGGAACCAGGAGAGAGAGAAAGAAGAGCUGCAUCAAGUCGUGUCAGAGAAGGAGGACCUCAUAGAAGAAUGUCACAGACAGACGGAGGCUCUGAGAAAAGAGCUGGAGCGUCUGAAGGAGGACCUGCAGAGGAGGGAGGAGGAGGAGGAGGAGGAGGAGGAGAAGGAGAACAGGGAGGCAGAGAAGAGGACAGUGCCAGUGGUGGAGGAGCUUAAGGAGGAGAUCCAGAGACUCCAGGAGAGGAGGGAGAGGCAGCAGGAGGAGGAGGACGGGAGGAGCAGGGAGUUUGAGGCUGUGAGGACAGAGAUGGAGAGACUACAAAGACUGAAGGAGGGGAGAGAUAACAGCCUGCAGGGAAACAGACAGAGGUGUGUGCGUGUCCUUCCAGAGCAGGACUUUCAAAUGUCUCCUCUGAGGUCCAACAUGGCUGACAGGAAGAAGACCCCCAAAACGACAGGAAGGAAGAGAAAGAGCUGCGAGGUGCAGGACCUGGUGUUCAGUGAGAACAAGAGAAACAGAGUGAGAGGAAAUAAUCGAACUACUAAAGAGGUGAGGAACAAACGAUGCUUAAAGAAAGAGAAGAGAGAUGGGGCUCUUCAGAAGAUCGGAGACUUGAUCCACAGCUCUCCCUCCAUCCUGGGCAGCAAAGCUAAAACCAUCAUCGGUCUGGUCAGUGGACAUUCAGUGGAGAAGGAGACGGUUAACACGGCAACCAAAGCAAAACGAGGACGGAAGAAGCUUUUUAAGAUGGAUGCCCCGCUGCUCGACUCCCCAGACAUGGUGUCAGGCGGAGUGAAGGAGGAGAAGGAGAGUGACCACCUGAUUAUUAAGAGACAGCUGCGCUCUAAGACCUGCAGGAAGUGACAUCAUCACCAUGUGACAACACUGUGUAUUUAAACCUGUGGGGACUCUGGGGAGGAGUUUGAUUUUAAAUACCUGUACAUUGUUUUCAUUUUAUUGUAAACAUUUGUUUGUUUCUGGGGCUGAAUAAUAAACAGGACAACAUUCUCCCUUCAUGGAAAAUAAAAAAAUCAUUUGCCACCUC